This is a messenger RNA of Rotaria sordida, 1530 nucleotides long. Lineage: Eukaryota; Metazoa; Rotifera; Eurotatoria; Philodinida; Philodinidae. The record is from the annotation of a GenBank genome assembly.
AUGGCUGAUGCAGAUCAUUCCUCAGAUGGUGGCGAAAAUACAUUUAUGAGUUUUUUUACUUCAUUUGGUAUUCAUAUUUUAAUGGUUAUUAUUGUUAUUAUUCUUAAAUGGCAAUAUGAUCGCAAUCGAUAUCGUUAUCCGAAAGGACCACGUGAUUGGCGAAACCUAAAAGAUGCUAUAUCAUUUCAAAGAAAAAAACGCGAUAAUUUACUUAAUUUAGUAAAUGAUUAUCCAGAUUCAUGUACAGUUAUGACUCAUACUGGUCGUUUAAUUUUAUUGAAUAAUUCUGGAUUUAUUAAUGAAAUAUUUCUUGGACGUGCUGAUUUAGUUAGUAAUAAAGUUGAUAAUUAUUUAGAAAAUCAAUUACGAUACAAAGAAGGAAAACAUAUUCGUACAGGUAUUGUAUUUCGUCAUCAAGAUCAUAACGCACGAAUAAUUCAUAAAGCACUUGUAAAUUAUAUUGAUAAUAAUCUUGUUAAUAAACAUCUUGAUGUAAUGGUACAAGAACAAUUACAAAAUUUACAUCUUUCAAAACAGUUUGAUGUUCGUCGUACAACAUUUUAUUUUGCUGUUCGCCUUCUUACAUCACUUUCAUGUUCAUCAGUUUCAAUAUCAAAGAAUGACAAAGUCUUUGAAUUAUUUGAACAAAAUUUAUAUAAAAUUUCCAAAGCUAUUCAUGAAGAUACAUUUCAAAAAUCUGCUAAAACUGUUCUUUCAAAAUUAACUGGCUUAUCUGAAACAUUAGAUAUUAAUGAAAAUGUUUUAGAUUAUAUAAAAACAUGGAUUAAACGUCGACGUGAAGAAUCAAAUAUUCAUAGUAAUAAUGAACAAAGAGUAACAUCAACAACUGAAACAUCUAAUGAUUUUCUUGAUUCAAUAUUAAAUUGUAUUGAUGAAUCAUCACCACGUUUAGAUGAUGAUGAUAUAUCUGCUUGUAUACUUGAUAUAAUUAUGCAUGGAAGUGAAAUGCUUAAAGGUGCAUUAUCAUGGUUUUUACUUUAUGUUGUUCAAUAUCCUGAAGAAGCUGAUUUAUGUCGACGAGAAGUUCGAGAAAAAAAUUAUUCAAAAUUUGAAUUAUCAUCAACUGAAUCUCUUAUUUAUACACAAGCAUUUAUUAAAGAAGUUUUACGUUUAUCACCUGUUGUACCUGUUGUUGUUCAUUCAACAUUAGAAGAUUUUAAAUGGCGUACUUAUCAUAUACAAAAACGUACUCAAUUUGGUGCUAAUAUUCUUGCUUUACAUCAUUCAAUUGCAUGGAAACAAGCUACAAAAUUUGAUAUAAAACGAUGGAUUGGAGAUAAUUUAUCAUCAAUACCAACUCAUUCUUACUUACCAUUUGGUUUAGGUCCACGUGCAUGUGUUGCUGAAAAAUAUUUAUUUAAUUUAUUAACAGGUAUUCUUGGUGUACUUUUAUAUCAUAAUGAUUUUGAAAAAAUUGGUCCUAUACCUGAUCCAAUUGGAGGUACAUUUGGCUUAGCUAAUAUCCCACCAAAGUAUUCACUUAAAGCUACAUCUUUUAGUGCAAAUUGA